AUGUUCUUAGGAUUUAAAUGCGUAAUUUUACCUGAACAAGACAGUUCUGGGCUUUGUGCCCCAAUGCCACUUGCCAAUAAGCCUAAAAACCCUGGUAGAAAUGGAGGUGAAGUUGAAAAUGAGGAGUCCAUUUCAGAUGCUGACCUUGAUAACAUUGUUGGUGUUGGAGACAGCUCUCAGCUAGAGGAAAUGGAUCCUCCGAGCACACUUCAGUGUGAACUUCGUCCAUACCAGAAGCAGGCUCUCCAUUGGAUGAUCCAACUGGAAAAGGGACAAUGCAUCGAUGAGGGAGCAAUGACUCUUCACCCUUGUUGGGAGGCAUACCAUCUUGCAGACAAGAGAGACCGUGUUAUCUAUUUGAAUGCGUUUUCUGGGGAUGCAACAACAGAACUUCCAAGCACACUUCAAAUGGCCAGAGGAGGAAUUCUGGCUGAUUCUAUGGGCUUGGGGAAGACCAUUAUGACAAUAGCAUUCCUUCUUGCUCAUUCAGGACAUGGAUUAUCAGGUAGUCACCCUACAAGCCAGUCCUCCAGUGAAGAUAUUGAAAUUAGUGACAUUUCAGACCAUUCCCCAUCAAACCUACCAAAGAAGGUCACAAGCUUUUCAGGAUUUGAUAAGUUUAUGAAGCGAAAAAACACCCUUGCAGAUGGUGGCAGUUUGAUUAUAUGUUCCUAUGACUCUUCUAGGCCAGUGGAAGGUAGUUUUUGUCACUUUGAAGAACACCAAUUGUAG
This is a messenger RNA of Prunus armeniaca (apricot), 732 nucleotides long. The record is from the annotation of a GenBank genome assembly. NCBI's taxonomy places the organism in Eukaryota, Viridiplantae, Streptophyta, Magnoliopsida, Rosales, Rosaceae.